AUGAAUGAUAAAAAUCAUAAUGAAUUAGAAACAAAUAGUAAUGAUAAUGAAACAAAGGAAAGAGAAAUAAAUUUAGAUGAAAAUAUAGAAGAAAAGAAAGAAAGUUCAUCUUUUUUUUCAAAAUAUUAUAGUAAAUUUAUAAAUACAAGUAAAAAUGAACAAAAUACAAAUGACAACAUAAAAGACAAUGAUACAACGUCUAAUCAUGAAAACAAAGAAAAUACUGAUCAUACUUUUAAUAAUGAAAAUGAAAAUAUUAAUAAGGAUAUAAACCUUGAUGAGAAAAAUAUUUCGAAAGAUAAAUUCAAUGAAAGUUUACAAAAUAUUAUUAAUUUUAAUAAACAAAAUGUAAAUUUAAAUUUAUGUAGAGGUGAAAUAUACUUAACAAGUAAUGAACUAUUUUGUAUAUCCUACCUUCUUAUGAAUAAUCGUUUUCGAUUUUCCCCUAUUGAAGAUCAAAAAAAAAAAAAAAAAAGAGAAGUUAUUAAUCCGGAAGAAUUAAUAAUUGAUUCAAAGAGAAAAAAAAAUGAUAAUAUAAUUGACUAUUAUAAAAUAGACGAUAAAAGUGAAAUCGAUUUAUUAAAAUCAUCACAAGAAAAUAAUAGCAUACAUGAAAAGGAAGAUGAUUUAACAGGAAGUGGAGGGAUACACGAUAAUGAUAGUACUUCAUGGAGUAAUAAAUAUUCUGAACAUGAAAUUACCUUAAAAAGAAAACAACAAAUUGAUAUAUGUAAUGAAAUAUUAGGUCAUUUACAAAGUAAAUAUUAUGAACAAAUUUUAAAUAUUGAAAAUAAUUUUAAAAAUUUAGAAAAUAAAAUUGAAGAUAAUAAUUUUUUCCAUUUUAAUUGUAUAAUGGAAAAAUUAAGAAAUAAAAAAUAUGAUAAUAUUUUAUUAAUUUUCGAUGAUAUACAUAUGUAUCUUAAUAAUUUAUUAUAUUUAUCAAAACCUUCAAGUUAUAUAUGGAUGAAAUUACAUGAAUUGCUCAACCAAGUAGCAAAUACAUUAUUAAAUAUACAUCAAAUGAAAAGAGAAGCAUUUAAUGAAAUCGAUUAUAAUUAUCAAGACGAUGACAAUAAAAAUGACAGUAUUAUAGAUAGCCAAACAAUAGAGCAGUCCAUAAAUGAGGAGGAAAAAUUAUCCUUCCAACUGCUUCUUGGAAAGUUACACCAGGACAUCCAUUUUGAGCUAUUUCGAAAAUUCAAAAGUAAAGCUGUCUGGAAAACCCUGGAAGGCGGUGAAAUAGAAUUGGAUGAUAAAUUAACAAAGGCAGACGUCUUUAGAGAAAUGUAUAACUGGUGUAAGUUACAGCUCGAUUUGAAGGACAAACGAAGUGAAAUAUCCGAAUCUGAGAGUGACUCUUCAAAAGAUUCAUAUUAA
Plasmodium vinckei vinckei is the source of this 1377-nucleotide messenger RNA. Its product is annotated as conserved Plasmodium protein, unknown function. The coding region runs from base 1 to 1377 and encodes 458 amino acids. The transcript is spliced from 3 exons. NCBI's taxonomy places the organism in Eukaryota, Apicomplexa, Aconoidasida, Haemosporida, Plasmodiidae. The record is from RefSeq and is a predicted model, not a curated record.